Fusarium subglutinans is the source of this 867-nucleotide messenger RNA. Its product is annotated as mannose-P-dolichol utilization defect 1. Lineage: Eukaryota; Fungi; Ascomycota; Sordariomycetes; Hypocreales; Nectriaceae. The transcript is spliced from 2 exons. The record is from RefSeq and is a predicted model, not a curated record. The coding region runs from base 1 to 867 and encodes 288 amino acids.
AUGGACGCCCUCAAAUCAGCCAUCACUCCCAUCACGCAUAACCUCCCCGCGCCGAUUCGCGACUUGGGCGUUUCCAUCAUCGGCGAGACCUGCUACAAAUCUCUCCUUCUCGACGUCAACAUCGAGGAUGCCGAUUGCAUCAAGUUUGCCGUCUCCAAGGCUCUCGGCAUCGGUAUCAUCGCCGCUUCGUCCAUCGUCAAGGUCCCCCAGAUCCUGAAGCUCAUCAACUCCAAGUCCGCCGAGGGUGUUUCUUUCCUCUCAUACCUUCUCGAGACGGCAUCCUACAUCAUCUCGCUCGCCUACAACUUCCGAAAUGGCUUUCCUUUCAGCACAUAUGGCGAGACUGCUUUGAUCGUGGGACAGAACGUCAUCAUCUCGGUGCUUGUUCUGAACUACAGUGGUCGUGCUAGUCUGGCUGCUGUGUUUGUUGCUGCGCUUGCUGGAACUGUUGCUACAUUAUUUGCUGAGAAUGUUGUGGAUGCGCAGACCUUGAGCUACCUUCAGGCUGGUGCUGGUGUUCUGAGCGUUGCCAGCAAGCUGCCUCAGAUCCUCACCAUCUUCCAGCAGGGUGGUACUGGUCAGCUCAGCGCGUUUGCUGUCUUCAACUACCUCGCUGGAUCUCUGUCCCGAAUCUUCACAACCCUCCAAGAGGUUGACGACAAGCUCAUCCUCUAUGGAUUCGUGUCUGGCUUCGUCCUCAACGCCAUCCUCGCUCUCCAGAUGAUCUUCUACUGGAACGCCCCAUCUGAGAAGGCCAAGGGCAAGCAACCUGUUGCCCCCAUUGCGGCCAAGCCUGCUGUUCUGACACCCUCUUCCUCUACCACCGCUACUCCCAAGAAGAGCCCUACCACUCGCCGACGUGGUUAG